AAGAACUUUGGGCUGGAGAUUUUUGCAAAUCCUCAAGGGAGUCUAUUGUACGGUAAAUUUCAUAAUAACCAAUUCUCGACUGAGCGCCUGGUUGCGUUAUUCUGAACAUUUUUAGGGCACGUCUACUAGGAAUUAUCGCUCAUUAGCCCUCAUACCAUUAUUCCCAGUCAUCCUGUGUGCAAUAGACUGCAGAAAACCGCCUAAACCUUCCAUAAAAUGAACAACUUUGCACAACGGGAGUUCAACUCCAUUGUCAUCGGUGGCUCGGUGCUUGCCUUGAAUGCCGGUUUCAUCAAUGUUGUCACACUCGCCGGUGUGUUUACUGUGACAGUGUCCCACCACACUGGUAACGUCUCGCGGAUUGCAAUGGCGCUCCUCAACGCCGAUAUUACCACCCUCGCGCUGGUUACCAGCAUUUUGUUCUCCUACAUGUUUGGAUCCUUCAUUGCUGGGUUUAUGGUGGGCGACAACAAAUUCCGACUCGGGCGCGGAUACGGAUAUGCCCUAAUUCUCGAAAGCGCAUGCCUUUUUGCGAGUUUCGUAUUCUUGAGACGGGAGUUGAUUGUGGGUGAAUGGUGUGCGGCGUUUGCAUGCGGGCUGCAGAAUGCUCUAGCGACAAGUUACUCAGGUGCUGUUGUGCGAACAACGCAUAUGACUGGAAUAUGCACCGAUAUUGGAAACAUCUUGGGCCAAGCAUGCCGGCUCGACACCAAAGCCGAGCUUUGGCGGCUCAAAGUACACGUUCCACUUUUGAUUUCUUAUCUCAUCGGCGGAAUAUUGGGACAGUUGUCCUAUAGCUUCUUGCACGAGAAAUCAUUACUGCUCCCGUGUUUCUUUACUGGAGGGGUGGCAUGCGUUUACCUAAGUCUUCCAUUUGUAAAGGAGGCAACGGCAGUCUUACAGGAAACAGCAGCGCAAAUGGGUCUUGUCGGAGCACACCCAGCUGUAGAAGUGCGUAUCGUGGGAGACCCCAGCAAGCACGAUGUGUUUGCGAAACUUACCGGAAGGAACGUUGAUUUAGACAUAAAGAACUUUUUGGCUGAUAUCGAUGACGAUGAAGAAACUGGAAAUGCUGGCUCCGCAAAGCGUGCUAGUGUUGGGGCAGGUGAAAGCGUCAAAGUGGCUUCGCUAGGUCGACAGGAAAUGGAAAAGGUGGGAGCUGGUACCAGAUCGAGCCGGGCCGGAAGUUUGACCAUUGCAACCACCCCGUUUGGACAAGGCGAGUACAAGGGCCAGCACGGAGGUGGGAGCGUAGAGGUUCUGUAUGCUUCUCCAUCAAGUUCGAGCUUGAUGUAGGAGAAGAACACGAAGGAAAUCCGUAAAGUAGCAUAAGGCUUAACCACAUAUUCCAUAAAUAAAGUGUAGAUGCUUAGCGAA
This is a messenger RNA of Spizellomyces punctatus DAOM BR117, 1377 nucleotides long. Its product is annotated as permease. Bases 217 to 1296 code for a protein of 359 amino acids. The record is from RefSeq and is a predicted model, not a curated record. NCBI's taxonomy places the organism in Eukaryota, Fungi, Chytridiomycota, Chytridiomycetes, Spizellomycetales, Spizellomycetaceae. The transcript is spliced from 2 exons.